This is a messenger RNA of Ruditapes philippinarum (Manila clam), 3846 nucleotides long. RefSeq lists its product as uncharacterized. NCBI's taxonomy places the organism in Eukaryota, Metazoa, Mollusca, Bivalvia, Venerida, Veneridae. The record is from RefSeq and is a predicted model, not a curated record. Bases 540 to 3713 code for a protein of 1057 amino acids. The transcript is spliced from 4 exons.
UUGAUUAUAAUUUAUACACUGGUACUUUCUUCAAUUACUUUAUUCCACAAAUAAACAAACCGAUCGGCCAUGUUGUACGAUGACAAACCAUUUACAAAUAAUUAACUUUCGUUUUCAUUCAUCAAAAUGUAAACAAAAACAAGAGGUUCUCACAUGGCCUGUAAAAACGAUAUUAUUAAUUCUAUUUUAUUUAUUUGAAAUAUUUAUGCAACUUUAUUAUUAUAAUGUAGUUUUGGAGGUAAGUUAGCCUGACCUUUAUAUUGUAUUAGAAAAAUAUUUGUGAAACUCAUGAAGCGUGAAAUGACAUGAAUGAAAGUGCAUAUAAAAGUAACUCGCUAUGGUGUACUGAUGUGCUCAAAAUUAAUGGAAUUUAAUGUGGAUAUAUUAUUUAUGGAAUUAAUUUAAAUUGUUGUGUCAUUGUAUUUAUUAAUUUGAAAAUAUUCAUUUCUUGGAUAACUUGUGGUGAUAACUUGUUAUGAACAUAUUGCUUGAAAUUUAGGAAAUAUUGUAGUGGCAACAGUAAUUUUUACCCCACCAGGAUGGCUAAUAAAAGAAAUAAGAAAGGGAAAAGACAAGUGUUUAAUAAGGCCACUGGAAUUCAUAGCUUGAAUUAUAAAAGGAAAAUUGUGAUGAAAGAUGAAAAGUUGAAAAAUAAGCUGAGGAAUCUUAAACAUGUGGAGCCAUUCUAUAUUAGGCAGAAAAAACAAGGUUUGAAAUAUAUACUAAGUAAAAUAAUUAUUCAGAAAGCCAGAAAAUUUAAAUGUUUGCUUGACAAAGAAAAAGAAAGACUUUAUAUAACAUCAUUAAAAGAUAAUUUAGAAGGUAAUAGAGUUAUGAACAUGCAUAAACUGAAAGAUCACAUUUUACAAAUAUCUUCACAUGCCGCUCUUUGUACUGAAGCUCAUAUGAAAGCCCUUUCAAAUGACAAUGUAAUUGUCCUUGAAAGUGAAAAAAGGAAUGGUUUCUAUACCAUCAUCACCUGUAAAUGCCAAGGAUGUGGUAAGACCUUUGAACUUGAAAACAGUGAGAAGUUUGGUUCGACAAAUAUGGUGGAUAUAAAUGUACGUUCAGUUUGGGGUAGCAUGGUAACAGGAGGAGGUUGUUCUUCCCUCAAUGAAUGUUUUGGAACUAUAGGUGUUCCAGGCAUUACAGAAAAAAAGUACUCGUCAAUUGAGACAGAGAUUGGGCGUAUGUGGAAGUCCCUUCUUGAUGAAGAACUUGUGAAAGCAGGUCAGGAAGAACGUGCAUUGGCAGAGGAAAAUGACGAAUAUUUUCAAGGUAUUCCAGCAAUAACUGUCAUAUGUGAUGGAGGGUGGAGUAAACGUACUCACAAACACAGCUACAAUGCCAUGGCUGGAGUUGCUGUCAUCUUUGGUGCAAGAACAAAGAAACUUCUUCAUCUAGGUAUAAGAAAUAAAAUUUGUUAUAUAUGUAGCCGUGCUGAAACUGCAAAUGAAGAACCAGUACAGCAUGAGUGUUUUAAAAACUGGACUGAAUCUUCCCAGGCAAUGGAAAGUGACAUCAUUUUAGAUGGAUUUUUGAAUUGUGAAAGACAACAUGGUGUAAGAUACAUGCAUGUAAUAGCUGAUGGGGACAGUUCCGUCUAUGCAAAUAUAAUAAAGAAUGUACCCGUUUGGGGGCAAUAUGUAGAAAAAAUUGAAUGUGCUAACCAUGCCACUAAAUGCCUUAGAUCCAAUUUAGAACGCUUAAUAUGUGAGAAGCCCCAUUAUAAAGGAAAAGGUAAACUGACAAGAAAUAACAUUAGAAGAAUUUGUUCUGGUGUAAGAUGUGCUAUAGUAAUGCGAAGUGCCGAAACCAAUAAAAUGACAGCAAUUAAAAAACUUAAACAGGAUAUAAGAAAUGCCGGGAGACAUGUCCUUGGCUUACAUGAUUUAUGUUCUACAGAUUUUUGUAAAAAUAAGGAAAAUAAUUCAGACAUAACAAAAUCAGAUGAUAACAAAACGGAAAAUACCAAUAUUGAUGAAGAAGAUAUUAUAAUUAGCCAAUGCGAGUACUGGACUGAUUCGGUAAAAAAUUAUUCUGAAACUGAAAUUGAAAUGUUACGAAAGGGCGGUAAGACAAUAGCUAAGAAAAAUUCUAAUAUUGAAGAGUUGUUAAGAGACAUUUUUCUAUUCUUGAAUCGUCUAUCGGAAAAGGCAAACCGACUGAUUGGUAACUUUACGAGUAAUUUAGCUGAGUCGUGGAUGAGUAUAAAAUGUAAAUUUGAAGGGGGUAAAAUGUUCAACAAAUGCUUCCGUGGUUCAUUUUACGCAAGAUGUUAUGGUGGAGCAUUAAGGUCUUUGCUAGGUCCAGCAUGGUCACCACAAGUUUACAAUAAGCUUACAGAUAAACGCCCAGAUAGAGUUUUUAUUAGUACUUAUAGACAAAGGUCUGUACGCUACAGAUGUACUAAACGUGCCAAAGGUAGUGAAAUAAACAGGAACAAAAGGAAAUUGAAGAAAAUGAAAUCAUCUCUUGAAAGCACCAGUAAGAAAGCAAGAAAAGAAUACGGCGAUACUGUGCUGCAAGAUACAGCCGAUAUCAGUCCAUCACAAUUAAAAAAGGAAUGUGAUAUCUUUUAUAAAUCCAGCAUAUCUACAUGCAAUAGUAAAUUAAUUGAACAGCAUACACGUGGUCAAUCAAGUAACCUUAACUGGUUUGCUGAAAGAAAGAAAAGACUCACAAGUUCCGUAUUUGGAGAAGUGAUAUCAAGAUCGCAAAAUAAUAACAGUCCCAAUUUAGUGAAAAGGCUUCUCUAUUCCAAUUUUAAAGGUAACAUGUAUACUUUGAAAGGCUUAAGUGAAGAGGAUAAUGCAAGAAUGGAAUACAUUAAUUUGAAAGAAAAAGAUGAAAAUAUUAAAUACAAAAUUGAUAUUCCUGGUUUAAUUGUUGACAAAGAUAAUCCUUUUUUAGCAGCCUCAAGCGAUGGUGUAGUGGUUGGAUCCAAAGGUCCUGAAGGUCUCAUUGAAAUUAAGACUUUAUUACAAAACAGAAAAACAAUGAUCAAAGAAUCUGCAGAAAAUGAUAAAGCGUUUUGUUUGUCAGUGCAAAAUGGCAUUAUUCAACUGAAAAAAAAUCAUAAAUAUUUUUACCAAAUACAAGGUCAGAUGAAUAUUAUGAAUUACAAAUGGUGUGAUCUAAUAAUUAGAAGAAUAAAUCCACAUGAUAUGUUUAUUCAACGCAUAUACUGUGAUACAGAAUUAUGGAAAAAAGUUAUGAUUCCCAAAUUAAAGGCUUUCUAUUUCACCCACAUGCUACCUGAAUUAGCAGUUCCAAGACAUGGUACUCUAUCUGGAAUAAGAAAACCUGAAUUGCCAUGGUUUUGUGGUACGUCUUGCAAGAGAUCAGAGAAAAAAACCUCUAAGAGAAGUGAAGGUGACAAAUUGGACCAAAAAGACUUGCAUACUCAGAUUAAGACAGACAAAGAUAUUUACAUUGCAACCCCAUUAAUACCAACACCAACACAAUCAAGUAAAAGAUCAACACGUUUGAGAAAAUUAAAAUUCCUUGGGAGGAGAAUCAACCACCAGUGGACAGAAUCAGACGGCUCUCUGAAUUGGUACAAAGGCACCGUGCUUUCUGUUUCUUCUGGAAAAGACGGAAAUCCUGAUGCAGUAUAUGAGGUGCUAUAUGAAGGCGAAGACGCGUCAUAUGAAGUAGAUUCUUUGAUCAAAGACUAUAAUGAAGGCACCUUAACUUUCAUAGAUUUGUAAUGGUAAUGGAGAUUCAGUGUCACUAAAAUAGAUGUUACUUUAAAAGUUUUCAUUCAUCAUAUCACAUAUUUAUCAUUGGAAGGAACUUUAUUUUGACAUACAAGUUACAUGUGCUGCAAACUGAUUCAGGUAA